Molecule: messenger RNA, 2442 nt
Organism: Capsicum annuum
Lineage: Eukaryota; Viridiplantae; Streptophyta; Magnoliopsida; Solanales; Solanaceae
Product: E3 ubiquitin-protein ligase KEG
Exons: 5
Coding region: 378-2261 (627 amino acids)
Biological process (GO): protein phosphorylation
Molecular function (GO): protein kinase activity; ATP binding
Source: RefSeq, a predicted model, not a curated record
GCACUUCCAAGUAAGUAUUUUUAUUGUCAAUAAUUUAGUAGUUUCUUACAUGAGUUGUUGAUUAUUUGCUUAUUCAGUAGCUUUUCUUUAAUGGGUAUUUUGAUUCUUGAUUUUCCAAUUGUUGAUUUGUGUGAAAGAAUGGUGUUUGUUUGUGAAUAUUUUGGUAAAGGUGUUUUAGCUGUGAGCUUGUGACUGAAAAGAAAAAGGUAACUUUAAACAAACACCACGCAGUGUGCUUUUGUGUUUUUUGUUAGUUAUAUUCUGUCCUAAGUCGAGGGUCUAUCGAAAACAACCUCUCUACUUCAUCAGAUGAAGUAGGACUGCGUACUCUUUACCCUCCCCAGACCCCACUUUGCGGGAAUACACCGGCUGGGAAAAUGGAUAAAGAAUUCGAAGCAUCUCCGUCGGCAUCCUCUUUCGAUUACGAGCUUUAUGAAGGAGAUCCUGAUCAUCUUAGAACUGUUAUUGCUGCACCUGACCCAGCCAGUCCGUACAUCGAUCCUGCUUCGAUCAAACUUAAACAUAGGAUUGGGCGUGGAUACUUUGGUGAUGUUUGGUCAGCCACGCAUCAUCAAUCAACCACUGAUUACGAUGAGAGUCACGAAGUAGCUAUAAAGAUGUUACAUCCUGUAAAUGAGGAUCAAGUAAAGGCUUUCUUAAGUAAGUUCGAGGAGUUAUGGGUGAAUUUGAAAUCUAAACAAAUCCAAGGCAUUUGCUGGUUGCAUGGCAUCUCCGUAUUAUCUGGAAGGAUCUGUAUAGCUAUGAGAUCCUAUGAGUGGUCAGUUGGUGAUAAAAUGGCUCGGCUGAAAGGAGGGAAGCUUCAGUUACCUGAUGUUCUUAGAUAUGGUAUUGAAUUGGCUAAAGUAAUACAAGAGUUGCAUUCAAUGAAUGUCCUUGUUCUAAACCUUAAGCCAACGAAUUUUCUUCUGAAUGAACAUGACGAAGUGUUCCUCGGAGACUUUGGGAUACCGUAUCUUCUGCUUGGAGUUCAACCGGCUGAUGCAGAUCUAGCUUUUAGGCUUGGAACUCCGAGUUACAUGGCUCCGGAACAGUGGGAACCUGCGGUUAGAGGACCAAUAGCUUGUGAGACCGAUGCUUGGGGAUUUGGGUGCAGCAUUAUUGAGAUGUUGACUGGUUUUCCGCCAUGGUUUGGUAAAUCAGUCCAAGAUAUAUAUCGUUCAGUGGUGAUAAACCAAGAAAAGCCACAACUUCCCGGUGGCCUCCCUACUGCUAUUGAGAAUGUUCUCAAUGGCUGUUUUGAGUAUGAUUUCCGCAAUCGACCUCUGAUGGUGGACAUUUUGCAAGCAUUUGAAAGCUCGAAGAAUGCUGUAUAUACUGAAGGAGAGUGGAGCAACAUCGUAGGGACUUUGUCUGACAAAAGCAAAACCCGUGGCUUUACCACAUGGUACCUUUCAAAAGAUCUUCUUGAAGUUGGAGAUGCUAUUCGUUCGAGAAAAAUGUUCAACUCCAGAAAGUCUCAAGAUUCGGCUUUGUUAGAAGGAACUGUUGUUGGUCUAGAGAAAGAUACUGAUCGAGACGGAUUUGUUCUCGUACGAGUCCCUAAUUUGCCGAGUCCGCUGAGGGUAAAUGCAUCAACCAUAGAGAGGGUUACAUGUGGUUUGGCAACUGGAGAUUGGGUGCGUUUGGUCAAUGAAAAGAAGAAGCACUCCUCCGUGGGUAUCCUACACUCCGUGCACCGUGAUGGAAGCGUAACCGCUGGUUUUUUAGGCUUAGAAACAUUAUGGCGAGGACAUUGUUCGGAAGUCCAAAACGCAUUCCCGUAUUUUCUGGGAGAAUUUGUGCAGUUGAAAUCAAACGUCAGAACUCCCCGGUUUGAAUGGCCUCAAAAACGGGGAGGCAGAUGGGCUACCGGGAGAAUAUCACAGAUACUUCCAAACGGUUGUCUCGUUGUUCAGUUUCCAGGAAGGAUGGUGUUUGGCGAUGAACCAAAUACUUUCUUGGCCGAUCCAGAUGAGGUGAUCCACGUAUCGUUUGAUACAUGUCCUGGCAUUAUCGAAAAGUAUCAGCACCUCGAGGAUUUUCACUGGUCUAUUCGACCACUUUCUAUUGCAUUCACCCUAUUUACAGCAGUAAAGCUCGGUGUAUCUGUAGGAAAAUGCAUUAACGCGAAGCUGAAGAAGGACACAAAGGAUCACAAGACGGCCAGCGAUGGUCGUAGUCAAGAUGGUCCGGCUGGUGGCAAGUUCGCCUGGCAUCGACCAACUGUUGCAAAUAUCCUAUUUAAAGAUGGUGCUAGAUAAUCCGUACUUAUUAUAUGUCGAAAAUGUAUAUAUUUUGUAGCGAAUUUUUGAAGUACAACAGCGUAAAACUUUAUAUUAUCUGGUGCUAUAAACUCUGUAUUAUGUUGGAUUUGUGAUGGUGUGUAUUCAUGUUUUGUAAAUGCAAGUUUCUGAACAUCUCAGAAAUGUUGAAUUUGAGUUA